Messenger RNA from Tribolium madens (black flour beetle), 1930 nucleotides. RefSeq names its product zinc finger protein 2 homolog. The transcript is spliced from 2 exons. Gene Ontology annotation, cellular component: nucleus. Gene Ontology annotation, biological process: regulation of transcription by RNA polymerase II. Gene Ontology annotation, molecular function: zinc ion binding; DNA-binding transcription factor activity, RNA polymerase II-specific; sequence-specific DNA binding. The record is from RefSeq and is a predicted model, not a curated record. Bases 246 to 1877 code for a protein of 543 amino acids. Lineage: Eukaryota; Metazoa; Arthropoda; Insecta; Coleoptera; Tenebrionidae.
CGACAAAUUCCCCACGAAGUUUUCACCGAUUUGUGCCGCAACUGGGGGCUUGUUUCGCGUUUCAAACACCGCAACACUUCUAUUAUUUAUUACUAAAUAACUGUGCACAGUUUUAUGUUGAUUAUCACGGGAAUUAAUUGAUUUUAUAAUUAGCAGUGGUGUCAUCUAUUCUGUCAAUUUGACAGCUGUCAAACAAAAUGUUUAUAAAUAAACAAUUUGGUUAAUUUUAUUAGUUAGGUUUAAAAAUGAACAGUGUUUUUCAGAUAACGGACUGUUGUCGCACUUGUUUACGCGUGGAAAGUGCUUUAACACCGUUAGAUUCAGUCGAUUCGGACAAUAUAAAAUUAUGUGAUAAACUUGUUGCUUGUAUUUCGGAUAUUGCAUGGACAAAAAAUGGAUACUCGAAUUUGUUGUGUUCAAAUUGCAUUGAAAAACUAAGGAUAGCCUACGAGUUUCGAUUGUUGUGCAUCCAGUCUGAAAACACCUGUCAGCAGUAUUUUUCCCAAGAAAAAGUCACGUCCUACACGAAUUUGGACGAUUUCCAGCUAUCUCACACGAUCCAGAUCCAGAAUACUGUCAUCGAGACUGUUAAAAAUACCGAAUUUCUCAACCUCAAGCACUUUCUUGAUGAUGAUAGUCUAUCCAAGUCCGGGAAACCCCCGGAAAACUCGCGCAGUGCGUCGCCCGACUCAGUCGCCACGACUGGCUUCGCCAAGUAUGAAAAACUCGCGAAAAAGACAGUCGUACCAACCCGAUCUGUGAAAACCCAAACUCAGCCUUUACCCCAAUACCCGAGCCUCACCCCCGCCGCGGCCCGGCUCGAGGCGCAACAGAGCAAAACCACCAUCAUUAUCGAGGACCCCUACAAGUUCACCUGCGAGCUAUGUGGGAAAAAAUACGCAAAAAACGCAAAUCUCAAGAUCCACAUGCGCACCCACACCGGGGAAAAACCCUUCGAGUGCAAAUACUGCGACAAGAAGUUCUACCACUCGUCGCACUUGCGGGAGCACAUCCGCCGCCACACGGGGGAAAAACCGUUUCAGUGCAACGUUUGUCAAAAACGCUUCACCAUCACCGCAGAACUGACAGUCCACAUGCGGAUCCACACCGGGGAAAAACCGUACGCGUGCAACUGUUGCGAGAAACGCUACAUCAAAGCCAGCGAUUUGCAGGUGCAUAUGCGGUCGCACACCGGGGAAAAACCCUUCGCGUGCAAUUAUUGCGAUAAGAAGUUCACCUCGGGGUACAUACUGAAUUCGCACUUGAAGACACACACGGGGGACAGGCCGUGGCAGUGCACCGUCUGCGCCAAGUCCUUCACCCAAUCGUCGCAUUUGACAGUCCACAUGAAGAAACACACGGGGGAGAAGUUCGUCUGUAAAGUCUGCAACGAGGAGUUCACCCAUUCGUCCCAAUUGACGGUCCACAUGAGACAGCACACAGGCCGCCAACCUUACAAAUGCACAAUGUGCGACAAGAUAUGCAACUACGCCUCCGAGUUGCAAACCCACAUCAUGAAACACACCGGAGAGAAGUUCACGUGCAUCACGUGUGAUAAAAAAUUCACAACGGCGGCGUAUUUGCAAGAACACACCAGGACUCACACUGGGGAAAAUCUCUUCAAUUGCACGCUGUGUGAACGCGUCUUUACGCGAGCCACCUAUCUGGACAAGCAUCUGAGGACGCAUACCGGCGAGAGGCCUUUCGAGUGCGAAAUCUGCGGAAAAAAAUUCACACAGAGCAGCAGUCUCAACGUACAUAUCAGGAAACACACCGGGGAAAAACCCUACACUUGCAACAUCUGCAACCGGAGUUUCGCAACCUCAUCUUACCUAUCCGUUCAUUUGCGGAAGCAUAAAAAGUACAUAAACAUGUAGCUUUAUUUAUUUUGUUGCUUUUAAUUUUGUAAUGAAUAAACCCUUUGGUUUUU